CAAUAUCGUGUUUCAGUUUUUUUUUUGUUGAUUAUUUUCUAAUCUUGAGUUUCCCCUAUUCUGCAUCAGAUAUGCAUGUACUAUGAGUCCAUAAUCCAUAUUAUUUCAGUGAUAACAUGAGGGGUGUACUAAGGACAUUGUUAUUUGAUCCCUCUUUUUUCUUUUUCUCUUAUUUAAGGGACUUACAUUUGUUAUGCUCAGGUGUAAACCUUGAUGGAAUCUGUUUUCACUUUUCUUUCUCAGAGAGUUUUUACAUAGCUUUAUGGCUCUGUAAUGAUGGUCAUUGGAGUAUAUCCGUCCUAUGGAUUUUUGAUCUAGCAUUCUCGUCUCCCAAAAAUAUUUUAAGUUUUACAUUUUUCCUUUUAUUUUCACUGGGCUUUGGGAGAGGUUGUUAAAACUUUUGCAAAACCAGUAAACUUUUGUGGUAUCUACCAGAUUGGUUCAAUGCCAUUUGCUUAUUUUCUUGGCAUAUGGUGGAAGUCGUGACUCGUGAAAAGCAUUAAAAAAUAGCUCGUUUUAGUAUGUAUAACCUAAGUUGUCGGAUUUUGGAUCAGUUAAUAUCCAGAAUCAAAGAAUCACUGCAAACGUGAUAUAUUGUUCUUAUGGUUCCUUGCUAUUCUGUAGAAUCGCAUAUUGAAGACUUGACUCAGGAAAAGUUUUCACUGCAACGAGCUCUUGAGGCCUCAUGUACAUUAGCAGAAUCUUUGGUUGCUGAAAACUCAUCUUUGACUGAUAGUUAUAACCAACAGAGAAGCAUUGUCAACCGGCUAAAAUCUGACAUGGAGAGCUUACAAGAAGAAAUCAAGGCCCAACUGGAUGGUGCACAGGAUGUUGUUGAACUUUGGCCUGCAAUGCAAUAGGAAACCAGCAGCAAACCAGCGUGCAGACCAGCAUCCAAGCUGAACCAGAUAAGCAGCAGCAUUUUGUUUAUUUUGUUCAUUUGUAACUUGAUUUAGUUGCAAUGUAAUUUAUACUUAAAGUUAGUAGGAGUAGUUGUUGAUUUAUGUUUUAUGUUAUAGCUGGUAUGUCAGCUACAUUUUGUUUGUAAUUCUAUCUAGGCUUUAGUCAUGUAUCUUAUACUUGACUCGUUCAAGCUUUUGAUGGUUUUUGAACCAUGAACAAUAAGAAAUGAAUCAGAUAUGUUGAUGAAGAAUUGAACAUGUGGUUUCUAUUGGUAAUUUAUACUUAAAGUUAGUAGGAGUAGUUGUUGAUUUAUGUUUGAUGUUAUAGCUGGUAUGUCAGCUACAUUUUGUUUGUAAUUCUAUCUAGGCUUUAGUCAUGUAUCUUAUACUUGACUCGUUCAAGCUUUUGAUGGUUUUUGAACCAUGAACAAUAAGAAAUGAAUCAGAUAUGUUGAUGAAGAA
Gossypium raimondii (Peruvian cotton) is the source of this 1364-nucleotide messenger RNA. Its product is annotated as protein BLISTER-like. The record is from RefSeq and is a predicted model, not a curated record. The transcript has 4 exons. Gene Ontology annotation, biological process: regulation of growth. NCBI's taxonomy places the organism in Eukaryota, Viridiplantae, Streptophyta, Magnoliopsida, Malvales, Malvaceae. The coding region runs from base 603 to 860 and encodes 85 amino acids.